Molecule: messenger RNA, 6359 nt
Organism: Anguilla rostrata (American eel)
Lineage: Eukaryota; Metazoa; Chordata; Actinopteri; Anguilliformes; Anguillidae
Gene: lpp
Product: LIM domain containing preferred translocation partner in lipoma
Exons: 11
Coding region: 664-2097 (477 amino acids)
Biological process (GO): cell-cell adhesion
Cellular component (GO): stress fiber; focal adhesion
Source: RefSeq, a predicted model, not a curated record
GUGAAUACUCGGCUGUAUGAAUAUUUUUACUGCUUAUUUGGCGUUGGCAGCUUUGGACGCUGCGUUCUUUACAGGAAAUACUAAACUACGACAGAAUGCGAACGACGAAUUUACGACCUAAAAUGUGGUUUGGUAACUCCGUUCACUGCGUAAAUAAUUUAUUCAGAGCAGCUUAUUACCGUGUCUUAAAAGUAACGGUGCUCAGGAACGGCUGUUAUCUGCUGAGUCUCCGCCCCCUUAAACCUAUAACUCUUUUUGAUGCUUGACAUGUACAUUUUUAACACGGCAAGUUUAACAGCUUCAAUAUUGGAAAUAUGAUGGACAGGCCGAUAAUGCAACAAAUAAGCGCUGUUUAACUUCUCAGCCGUCUAUAUAGGUCUACCAAUCGCCUGUGUUUUGUGUGUGCGUGUCUGUGUGUCUGUUGUUGUAAAUGGAGUGAUUGAGCAGGGUAUACUUGUGAAGUUUGUUCUGAAGACAGUGCGACUCUCUAUUCUAUUUUAGCACCGAAUAACAAAAGCAAGAGUUUUCAACACUUAUUGGGAGGGCCAGUACCAGUCUAGGCUGAUUGAGCAUUAGCCAACUCCAGAGGAAGAGGGUGAGAGAGAGAGAAGUACGCCGCUAUUUCGACCCAUAAACCAGACGUUCAGAGAGGGAAAGAGAACUAUGCUGACCGGUGACAGCGAGAAAAUGGAGCAAGUGAGCGCCAGGAUGGAGACCACCCCGGCCUUCGGGACCCCCAGCAUUUCCGUAUCCCAGCAGCAAAUGCCUGUGAAGUUUGCGCCCGUGGUCGCUCCCAAGCCAAAGUUUAAGCCCUACAGGCAGCUGGGAGAUUUGGCCCAUCCAGAUGCUGGAGGUGACUACCCUCUUCCGCCACCAGCGGUGGAUCUGACGAUGGCCUUCCCCCCUCCCCCUGAGGCAGUGCAGGUGAAAGGCCCGGCGAAGACGCUGGAGGAAAGGCGCUCCAGCCUCGACGCGGAGAUCGACUCCCUCACCAGCAUCCUGGCUGACCUGGAAAACAGCUCUCCUUACAAACCCAGAGACCAGCAGAAUUACGGGGGCUCUGCAGCAACCGGUACAAUUUCCUCGACACCGAUCAGCGUGCACAAUCGAAUGGUCAUCCCGUCCCUUCCGCCUCUCUCGGCCACCAAAAAGUCCGGCCCCAAGCCCCAGGCGCCGGCGGCCCCAAGCCCCGUGCCCGUGCCCCAGUUCCAGACGGCGCCUCAGCCCGCGGUGCCCUCCCACGCGGCCGCCCCCGCCCGCGCCCCCCCGGGGCCGCAGCAGAACGUCCAGCGUCCCGCCCCCCAGGGUACCCCCCAGCCAGGCCACGCCCCCGCUCCCCAGGUCAAACAGCCAGCAGCAGUCCACCAGGCUGCCUCUGCUCCGACGGCUCCGCCGAAGGCCCCCGGCAGCGCCCCGGGCCAGCCCGACGAUGAGCUGGACCGCCUGACCAAGAAGCUGAUCCGCGACAUGGACAACCCCCCGGCCGAGGAGUACUACGGUAGCUGUUCCUGCUGUGGAGAGAACGUGGUGGGAGAGGGCAGCGGCUGCACCGCCAUGGAGCAAGUCUUCCACGUGAGCUGCUUCGUCUGCGUGGCCUGCAGCCUGCAGCUGUGCGGGAAGCCCUUCUAUGCCGUGGAGAAGAAGCCGUUCUGCGAGCCCUGCUACAUCAAAACCUUGGAGACGUGCACCGUCUGCGGCGAGCCCGUCAUGGAGCGCAUCCUCCGGGCCACGGACAAGGCCUACCACCCCCACUGCUUCACCUGCGUGGUGUGCCACCGCUGCCUGGACGGCGUGCCCUUCACCGUGGACGCCGCCAACCACAUCCACUGCAUCGAGGACUUCCACAAGAAAUUCGCCCCCCGCUGCUCCGUUUGUAAGGAGCCCAUCAUGCCGGCUCCGGGACAGGAGGAGACGGUGCGCAUCGUGUCGCUGGAUCGGGACUUCCACGUGCAGUGUUACCGCUGCGAGGACUGCAGCUGCCUGCUUUCGGAGGGGGACAGCCAGGGCUGCUACCCCCUGGACGGCCGCGUCCUCUGCAAGACCUGCAACUCCGCCCGCAUCAAGGCCCUCUCCGCCAAAGCCAGCACCGACCUCUGAAGGACCCCGCCCCCCUCGGCCCCUCCCUCUUUCCUCCCGGUGCGCGCGCACUCGCACCUUCGCCUCACGCACCGCACGCGCCAUUUUGGCUCCUCUCACUCGCUGACACACGUCUCCGUCUGAGAGCAGCUGAAUCACUUCACACGGAAGCAGGGCGCUUCUGCAGGGGUCAGCGGUCUCUGCGUUGCUAUGGACUGCAGCACGUGUUCUUUAGCUCUGCAGGAUACUCGGGCACGUAUUUUUAACAUUGAAACGUAUGGCUCCCUACCAUAGAAGCCAGAACAUUCCAAUUGAGGCAUCGUCUGUAAAUUCAUUCAGGUGGCAACCGAUUGUUGAUCUCUGUUGGUUUCAUCAUGCGUGAGAGAGAGGUCACGCCAAAAUUUCUGACCCGCGCUGUUCAUGGCGCGUUUUCACCGAAAAGAGUACCCCUCCGGUACACUUCUCUGUGUUCGCUUCCUUGCUCCAAACACGCUGAGCUUUGGCACCCAACUUCAAGUGCCUUUCAGUAAAGCAAUAAAGGGACCAAGCGCUUUCAUUCGCUGUGCUUGUAAUGCAGUGCAUAUAUUUUGCCUUUUAAUUAUUAGCAUCAUUACCAUUGAUUUUACGAUAGAUAUUGCUAGCUGUAUGUAAGAGUAUAUGUAUGUAAGAAUAUUCUCAGAGUAUAUUCAUUUUAUUGGAAUCACACUCUCCUUAUUGUUUAUGGACGUGGCUAAUGUAUGUAACUGCUUCACGUAUGCACAAUGCAACUGGAAGUUGUCUUCUACCAUUCAUGCCAAUGGUCUCAUCUACUUUAUUGCUUCUUUGCAACUGGCGUUUGGAUGCUUUUGUAUGAACAGAAGUGUUGAUACUGCAGUGUAUAGAGAAUACCAAACAGUGACAUUCGAAAAUGGUUAUCUGUACUCUUCCAUUCUUAAGGAUAUAAUCUCAGACUCAGUCAAAUAGCAGCAAACAUUCUUGUCUAUUCAUAAUACAUUUAAGCAAAGAUAUUUUUUCUCUGUUCUUACACAGAAGCCUCUAUUCAAUCAAUAUUUGUCCUUAACUUAACUCACAAGUAAAUGCUCUCUUUUCUUCACACAGUUUGGCAAAUCUGUGAUUUAAAAAAAAAAUAUUAUUGCUUUUGCUCUGUUAAACAAAAUCAUUGACUGUAGAAAAGAUAUUGACAGGAUGACUGCCUUCACCCACUGACUUUCCAUCAGCAUGGUGAAAAGCAUUUUGAAACCACAAAAGUACAGUUAUCCUGCCACCAUGUUGUACUACUUGAAGCCAGAGACUGAGCAGUGUUUGUUGACCGUAUUGUUGCCGCUGACUUGCAUUGAAACAGGUGGCUGAAAGACCUUUGCUGGAGCUAACCCCACUGCGCUUGAGAGCAACAUCUCUCAACAAGACCAGGAAGUGGGAUUCAAAAACAAAGCCCAGUUUUGGCCACUUGUUCAAAAUUUAAGGACAAAUGUUGAUUGAAACCCAUCUGGAAAUUUCCAUUAAUUUUGCAUAUAUUUACAGCUACAUAUAUUUGCAAGAAUUUAAAAAUGUUGAAGUUUUAUUAAGUUUGUCACUCAAAGUUAAGGACUGAUUAUUUGUGGUGUUCAGACUCUGGUCUAAGCAUCUUUGAAGUUGCACAUAUACAGUACUAGCCUAAACAAUUUUCUUAUAUAUAUCAGUAUGCUUGGAAAUACUAUUAAAGAAAACACUUAAUUAAGGAUUUUAUUAUAUGCAUUCAAUAUAUUAAUAUAUGGGAUAAAUAAUGCUUUAAAUACAAUAUAUGGUUUCUAUUGUAGUGAAUGUGUGUGGCAACAGGUGGUGUGUAUAUUUACCUUUACAAUUUGACACACCUGUGGACUUUAUAAAACCAAGUAAAAAUUUCUAACUAAAAUGAAGUACUAACCAAAGAUGGCACUUGUUUUCAUUUGCAUUUGCUUUAUAGCUAGUGUCCAUAAAGUGUUCCUCCAGAUAUUUUGAAGAACAAGGGUAAUAUGCCCCAUCCAAGGUGAAGGUUCACCUCACUCUGAAUGUAUCUAUGGUGAAUUUGUCCUGGUUAUUCCAGUGGCCUCGGAUCUAAAUGUAGAUGAAAAACACUGAUGUGUCUGUGAUAUCGCAACAUGCUUUUUCAAGACUGAGGUUUUUUUUCUCCUCUUUUUUCUCAUCUGCAAGCCCAUAAUGGGCAUACUCCAAGUUAUACUGUGAGUGUGGCAUAUUAUAGUUAUGGUGGCCAAACAGCAUGCAAGUGAAACCAACUUUUGAAAAAGGCUUUGCACUUGUAACUGAACACAUUAAGACUUCAUUAAUACUGCUGCGCAGAUUGCUUUUUUUGGUAUAUUUAUAACAUAUUCUCAGCAUGAGUUGUAGGUCUUUGAAAUACCAGUUAGAAAUGGGGGUGGACGCUGCCGUACCCUGUAUUUACCAUUGUAGGCUAAAUGUCCUCUCAACUCUGGCUUGAAAGUGUUAAGCUCAUAAAAGUGUGAAUAUGGUAAUACUCUUGAAACAUAACCAUUACUACCGUGUGAUGCUUGUCAUUUUGCCUGGGCGAUUACAGUGGAGCGUAAGCGUCUGAAUCUGCGUUUUUUUCUCCGAUCGGUGCCUCGGCCGUGAGCGCGGACCCAAAAACACGCCGCGUCGACGACGCUCUCCUCGUUUUCUGAGUCUCUGAGACGUGCUCUGUGAACAGCCCGCGGGUAGGGUGCGCGCCAGCGUGGAGUCGUGCUUUCUCUGCGGCCUCUCCCACUCUCCUCUUGACCUCACAGGCUGCGCUGGCAGAUUGUGUGUUUGGGAGGGGGGUUUGUUUGGGUAAACAUACUUUUCGCUGAAAGAACAUUUCACUCGGCUGAGGUUUUUUGACAAAGAUGCUAUCGAUCAUCAGAUUUUUUAUUUAUUUUAUUUUUUUUAUUUUUUUUUUACUUUCUGCACUUUCUGUCUUGUUCUCUCCUGAAGCCUAUGUUUAUACACAAGCAUACAGUAUAUACUGUACUAAUAUACACUAUGCUGUACAAAUUUAUGUCUGACUAUAUUCACACAGUGCAGCAUCACAAUAUUUCCUUGUAUCAUUAAUAACUAUGCACUAUAGAAUGUUAUCCCAGUAUGUAUAGAAACACAAUGCAUGACCUUCCACUCCAAAUUGCACAUGAUCUAUGUAUUUGUUUUUAUUUUGCACUGCAUAACAUUUAUGUCAAUGUUCUGUAGUGCUAUAUUUUACACUGCUCCAAUAUUAUAUUCAGACAAAAGAGCUCUUCAAAGUGUAUGUUAUAUAGGCCUAUGUAAUAUGUGUUAUGAUAUCAUUAUCUGUCUGCAUAGGAUUUAAUUUAAAACAGUAUUUUCACUGCAGUCAUUGAAUUUCUUGGAUGUGGUGCAACAGACAAAUAUUAAAUGUAGUUUGAUAAAAUUGUCCCUGCUAUUGUUAGGCGCCUUACGGAUUCACUUCUGCAGGACGAAGCAUGAUGCCAGGGAGCACUGUAAUGCAGUGUUAUCCACCGUUUUUAGUCAUUAUUCAUCAUUAUUGAGCUUGUACACGCAAACACGUCCACCGGUCAGCUGAACACUUUCACUUUCUCCACUCUAGUCAUUUUGGAAAGAGUGAAUGGUUAAAUCAUUCAAGAGAGCAACUAUAGAAGUUGUGUGUUGACAUAAUUAAUUACGCGGUGUUACUUCUUUCCAUUUCUCCUGUAUCACAUUUAACUUGUUUGCUGCUUAACAGCUUUUGAAUGUCUCCACCUCUUAUACCUGUGUCGCUGGAGCCAUUUUCUAAGCCCCACUCGAUUUUCUGAAGAAAUGCCCUGAAGUUACCUUUAGCUAAUGUAAAGAGGGUCAGUGGGAUGGCAUACAAAAAUCCAUUGGUCUCUACUAUAAUGGAUAAAAUGUCCGUUGGCAUCUCACUGUACAAGAACAUCUUUCACUGAAUAGACAUACAGCCCUGCUGUUUGUGGUUUUCUUGUAAGCAUGGAUACAAAAGAGAGCUUUUUACUAUUAACUGCAUGAAAUUGUGUGAUCAUUUCGUAUUGAGGGAAAAUAGCUAUCCGUGUUCCAAUUGAAGGAUAUGCCUUCUUUGAAUGACUUUGGGCAAACCUUGAAGGGAAAAUGUAUAUUUACAGUAUCCUUAAACUCCUUUUUGUAUCCUUGUUCCAUCUUCAAUACUACUUUGCUCUUUACAAAAUGCUUUAUGUAAUCACAGCAUCAUUCACAUUGACAUAAAGUACCAAAGGCUCUUCGAUUAAAAUAAGUUUGCAGUAUUUUUGUAUGUCCUAUACCCCUUUAAUAAAAGCUUUACAAAACCA